ACCAAAAUCAUUGACUCAUUUACACAAUUGUUUUUUAAUACUUUUUUGAGAGCUCAUCAUUCAAGAAGGUGAAAAAGCUACUGAAAACUGUAAAAAUAUGGCAUCGAAAUUAGGGCGAAUUGUCGCUCGACAAUAUUCAUCUUUUCCUUUAUCACAUGGAAAUAAAGAAAGUAUUCGUAAAACGAAGAAUAUGUGGAAAAUGGCUUCUUUGUUUAUUGCAUUGCCAGCGACUGUUAUUACUGGCGUAAUUAAUUAUUACCAUCACAUUCAACACGAAACUCAUAGGCCUGAGUUCAUUCCCUAUCAGCAUUUGAGGAUUCGCACCAAGCCUUUCCCUUGGGGUGACGGUAACCACGGUCUUUUCCACAAUAAGAAAAUGAACGCUCUUCCCACUGGCUACGAGGAGUAAAAAUCGUAAGAAUCAAGAUAGAUUAAUUCCAUAAAUAUUAUGUAGUUAUUAAAACAAAAAGAAUACAAAAAUUUAAUUAGCAUUAUAUCUUAAAUUUGUCAAAAAAAUAAACAGAAACACAAAUUUCUCUAAA
Molecule: messenger RNA, 542 nt
Organism: Leptopilina heterotoma
Lineage: Eukaryota; Metazoa; Arthropoda; Insecta; Hymenoptera; Figitidae
Product: cytochrome c oxidase subunit 6A1, mitochondrial-like
Exons: 3
Coding region: 98-409 (103 amino acids)
Biological process (GO): mitochondrial electron transport, cytochrome c to oxygen
Cellular component (GO): mitochondrial inner membrane
Molecular function (GO): enzyme regulator activity
Source: RefSeq, a predicted model, not a curated record